AUGGCAUUUUCGCUGGUCCCCCAAAACGCUCGUGAACUGUGGAAGGAGUGGGAGCUGCGGGUGCUCGUGCUCCUCAGCUUGUUUCUCCAAUUGACCCUCGCGACUCAGGGCAGUCGGAGGAAAUCCAUCUACAAGUACUGGAUCCAAGUCGUGGUCUGGACGACGUACCUAUCAGCCGACUCCAUUGCGACCCUCACGCUCGGUGUCCUCUCAAAUCGUCUGGCCAACAUCAAGGAAACGAGGGGAAUGAUCGAUCCGCAGAGCCAGAUCACAGCAUUCUGGGCACCGUUCCUUCUCCUUCACUUGGGCGGGCCCGACACGAUCACCGCGUAUGCCCUGGAGGACAAUGAGCUAUGGCUGAGGCAGUUGGCAAGACUUUGUGUCCAGGUAGGACUGGCUUGUUACAUUUACUUCAUGGCAUUGUCCGGGACAACACUGUCGAUAUUAGCGGCUGGUAUGAUCCUGGUGGGGUUCGUCAAAUAUGCAGAGAGGACAUUGUGUUUGUACUUGGCAAGCGAAGGUCGACUUCGAGAUUCGAUGCUUUCGCUUCCUGAUUUUGGUCCCAUAUACCCCAGGAUAAUGGAACAGUACACUCUGAAGAAAGAGGAGGGUUACCGAGUCGGCAUUGACGAGGUCACGGAAGUUCUGGCUCCGGAGGAUCUCUCGGUGAUCAGCCGUCAAGCCAGCAACAAAGAGAAAGACACGACUCUGGUUUUGCUCAAAGCCUAUGAGUUGUUCAAGAUCUUCAAGCUUCUCUUCGUGGGCCUUAUUCUCAACUCUGGCGACCUGGAGGCCAGUAAGCGCAUGUUCAAGAACCCUGAUGCCAUGGACUCGGUGACGGCUUUUGGGAUUGUGGAGAUCGAGCUUGGGUUCAUGUACGAUCUGCUCUACACCAAGGCACUGUUGAUGAACCGUGCUUGGGGCAUCAUUCGUUGCGUUAUUAAUCUGCUGGUGCCGUUUGCCGUGUUGGUAAUCUUCUCCUUACAGGAUAGGAAGGAUUACCCCAGAGUUGACAUCUGUAUCACCUUCUUGCUGAUAAGUGUGGCUAUACUUUUAGAGAUUUACUCGGUUCUUCUAGCAAUUUCUUCUGAUUGGGUUGACCACUGGCAGCUUCAGAGACCCGAGGGAUCCACGGUUGCAUCUGCUGUGGCUUUUCUCCGGAUCUGUCGGAACAAAAGAUGGUCGAAUUCUGUGGCCCAGUUCAGCCUCUUGGGAUUAUCUAUCAGGAAAAGAAAUAGGAUCUUCAGCAAGUGUCCAAGGCUCGCAAAAUUAGAUGAGAAGCUGGAGAAGAACUUCUGCAUCCAUUACAAAGUGUUCAAGACCAACAUGAAAGAAUGGAUCUUAGGUCACAUGAAGGAUACGGUGAAAUAUAUGGAAGAGGAUAGAUCCAAGAGCGGGUUGACGAGUCUUAAGCUGGAAACCAGCGAAGUGCUGAAGCGGUCAAAUCACGAUCACCUGAACUGGAGUGUGAAAAAUAUGGAGUUCGACCAAAGCAUCCUCGUCUGGCACAUAGCCACAGAGCUCUGCCACUACAAUGACCAUGGCAGGAGGCAGGGCCAAAGGUCGGAAGACAUCACCAACUUCAAGAUGAGUAAGUUGGUCUCUCGGUACAUGCUGUAUCUUUUAGUACUCCAUCCUUCCAUGUUGCCAACAGGGAUAGGGAUGCUUCGAUAUGAAGAUACUAUGGUCGACGCUCAGAAGUUCUUUGAGGACAAGCUAGCGGUUUUGUCAAAGAAAGAAACCAUCAACAUCUCAUCGGUUGUCAAGAAGUGGGCGCAGAAAUUAUUUAAGAAAGAUAAACACGUCCACACCGGCGUCAAGAGCUGUGAUAAGGCGCACAAGUCAACAGAGUCACGCAAUCUAUGCGAAGUCUGCCAUCUUCUGUUCCAUGUGGAGACUCAGCUGCCCUCCACGAAAAUACGCGGUGGCCAAAGCAGGUCAGUGCUGUUUGACGCGUGCCGUCUCGCAUCCCAGUUGAAUAGAAUCGAGUCGAAUGACUUCGGCAGUAAAUGGGGCUUGAUCAGCAGGGUCUGGGCGAAGUUUCUGAUAUAUGCAGCUUACCAAAGCAAAGGGUACGAGCACUCCGAGAGCCUGAGCAGAGGAGGAGAGCUUAUCAGCCAUGUCUGGCUUCUAAUGGCGCAUCUUGGUGUGGCGGAUCCGGUACAAACUUCCGAAGCACAAUGCAUUACCAAACUGACCAUGAACUAG
Eucalyptus grandis is the source of this 2208-nucleotide messenger RNA. RefSeq lists its product as uncharacterized. NCBI's taxonomy places the organism in Eukaryota, Viridiplantae, Streptophyta, Magnoliopsida, Myrtales, Myrtaceae. Bases 1 to 2208 code for a protein of 735 amino acids. The transcript has a single exon. The record is from RefSeq and is a predicted model, not a curated record.